Salvia splendens (bonfire salvia) is the source of this 1838-nucleotide messenger RNA. Its product is annotated as carotenoid 9,10(9',10')-cleavage dioxygenase. The transcript is spliced from 14 exons. Gene Ontology annotation, biological process: carotene catabolic process. Gene Ontology annotation, cellular component: chloroplast stroma. The coding region runs from base 72 to 1694 and encodes 540 amino acids. NCBI's taxonomy places the organism in Eukaryota, Viridiplantae, Streptophyta, Magnoliopsida, Lamiales, Lamiaceae. Gene Ontology annotation, molecular function: carotenoid dioxygenase activity. The record is from RefSeq and is a predicted model, not a curated record.
GUCACCGGCUUACCAAAUCGAAUCAAUAUAAAUCAUGAGUAUCUGAUAGCAGGUUGGUUUGAUAGAGCGAAAUGGGCGUAGAGGAUUCCAUUUCCGCCGGGGUUGUGGCGGUGAAACCGAAUCCCCAAAUGGGACUGACGUCAAAGGCCAUUGAUUGGUUGGAGUGGGCGGUCGUGAAGUUGAUGCAUCAUUCAAAGCAGCCUCUUCACUAUCUCGCCGGCAACUUUGGCCCCGUCGACGAGACUCCCCCGCUCGCCGAUCUCCCCCUCCACGGCCUUCUACCGGAAUGCCUCAAUGGUGAGUUUGUGAGGGUUGGCCCAAAUCCAAGGUUCGCUCCGGUUGCUGGAUAUCAUUGGUUUGAUGGAGAUGGAAUGAUUCAUGGUAUGCGCAUCAAAAAUGGAAAAGCAACCUAUGUCUCCCGCUUUGUGAAGACCUCGCGACUUAAACAAGAAGAAUAUUUUGGUGGAUCAAAAUUUAUGAAGAUUGGUGACUUGAAAGGAUUCUUUGGACUGUUCACAGUUUACAUGCAAAUGCUAAGAACGAAACUAGAAGUACUGGAUGUUAACUAUGGAUUUGGUACAGCUAAUACAGCUAUGGUAUAUCACCAUGGGAAGCUUUUGGCGCUUCAUGAGGGAGAUAAACCUUAUGCCAUCAAAGUUUUGGAAGAUGGAGAUCUGCAAACGAUUGGCAUGCUGGAUUAUGACAAGAGACUAUCACAUUCUUUUACUGCUCAUCCUAAAGUUGACCCGUUCACAGGGGAAAUGUUUACCUUUGGCUAUUCUAAGGAACCACCAUACGUCACAUACAGAGUCAUAACAAAGGAGGGUGUGAUGCAGGAUCCAGUGCCAAUAACUAUACCUGAACCAAUUAUGAUGCAUGAUUUUGCCAUUACUGAAAACUAUGCGAUUUUUAUGGAUCUACCAUUGUACUUCAGGCCAAAGGAGAUGGUGAAGGAAAAGAAGUUCAUUUACACUUUUGAUCCUACUAAGAAAGCUCGUUUUGGAGUUCUUCCACGAUAUGCUACAAAUGAGAUGCUAAUCAGGUGGUUUGAGCUUCCAAAUUGCUUCAUAUUUCAUAAUGCAAAUGCUUGGGAGGAAGGAGAUGAAGUUGUUCUGAUCACUUGCCGACUUCAAAAUCUUGAUCUUGACAUGGUCAAUGGCAUUGUAAAAGAAAAGCUUGAGAAUUUCCCAAAUGAACUGUACGAGAUGAGAUUCAACCUCAAAAAUGGUUUGGCUUCUCAGAAAAAGUUAUCUGAGUCAUCCGUUGAUUUUCCCAGGGUUAACGAAAGCUACACUGGAAGGAAACAACGAUAUGUAUAUGGGACGGUGCUGGACAGUAUUGCUAAGGUAACUGGAAUUGUGAAGUUUGAUUUACAUGCUGAACCAGAGAUUGGAAAGGAAAAGAUUGAAGUUGGAGGGAAUGUUAGUGGUCUCUUUGAUCUUGGACCUGGAAGAUUUGGAUCAGAGGCUGUCUUUAUCCCUCGGGAGCCUGGCACUGCAUCCGAAGAAGAUGAUGGCUACUUGAUUUUCUUUGUCCAUGAUGAAAACACCGGGAAAUCAGCUGUGAAUGUAAUUGAUGCAAAAACAAUGUCGCCUGAUCCUGUUGCUGUGGUUGAACUUCCUAGAAGAGUUCCAUAUGGUUUCCAUGCCUUCUUUGUGAACGAGGAACAACUCCAAGAACAGGCAAAGCUGUGAUGAGAUUAGGACGAUUCUUGGUCCUCAAAACAGAUAUGGGAGUGGAAGUAUUAUCUACUGACAGUCUGACACUCAUUCACUGUUGCAAGAAUAAACACAAACACUUCUUAUUAAAGUUAUAUAAUAUUACUGUAAUUUUGGAAA